AUGCUCGUUCCGUGGCUUUUUCCUUUCACCAAAGCCUCCUCUUCCCGCUUUUUCUUGCUGGACGAUGAGCGAGGUCUACCGGCUGCAAGAUGCCCUGCAGAUGUUUUAGCUUUCCUGGGAUUUGUUCUGAUGUUUGUCUUGCAUCUUGGCAUCAUCAGGCCCCCAAGCUUCCGAUAUGUCAGCGAGGAGUCCGACGCUUCGAGAUUCUACCACCUGGGUGGCUCUCUAGAAAGGGCCCAGGUUGAGACCUCCGGCCCUCCUCCGGUCGACGCGAACGCCUCGCAGGGCGCCAAGGCGAAGACGAAGGUCAAGAAGGUUCGGGCCACAAAGAACGCAGCAAAAGCCGACGAAGCCGAAGCGGGCCUGGAAGCAAAGGAGGCAGAGGCAGCGAAAGCGCCUGCCGAGGCACCAGCUCCAGCGAAAGGCAAAGACAAGGGCUCUGCCAAGGGUGCUGCAAAGGGCCCGCCUGUGAAAGUGGAGGGAACUUCCUCUGCACCGGAGCAUGAGCAGAAGGAGGCAGCAACAGACCCGGACGAGACGGAGCAGCCAGAGGACGUGAAGGAGUUCUUGGACAGUUGCGAUCCCAAUGCCUUGGACAUUGGCAAAGAGACUUCCGACCUUGUUGCCGAUGGCAAAAGCUUGCAGACCAGGGAGCUCAUUGCAGCCGCCGUCUCAGGGCAAAGCCAUGUUGCCUGGGAGCUGUUACGGUCCCGAGCUGACGUGAAUGCCAGAGAUUCCUAUGGACGCACGGCACUCUCGGCAGCUUUCUGCUCGCCGGAUUGCGACAUCCACAUGUGGUUUCUGCUGCAUCACGCAGCAGAUCAGCAGCGCAAGACGCCCAAUCAGAGGUCGGAAGCUCAAGAAGGCGUCGGAGAGGAGCAGACUCGGACCGUGCAUACGCCCUCACACGAUCAAGCAGACAUCCGGGAGGAUGAGUUCUCGCGCAUGCCCCCUGACGCGGACACGAAAGCAAAAAUCAUGGCAGACAGCAGCCGGGCGGAUGAGUAUCGGACCUUGCGCAUGCUUGUUACACUGUUGCGUGGAGAGGGGCAGAUCUUCACAAAAAUGCUUGACGGCUUCCUGAAAGAGGUUGAGCCCGGACACUACCGCUCUGAGAGAUUGAAGGAGAGGAUGCGCACCGUCCUUUGCGAUUAUGGACGGGACAGGCAGCGGGCAGAGGAUUUUGUUAAAGAUCGGAAGACCCAGAAGUCCGUGUUCACUAUGACCGAUCGUGCCAAGAAGCCAGAAGAUGUCGACGAAUGCAACCUAAGCUGGCACAAUAUGCUCUACGCCCCGGAAGUACAAGUGUCUUUGCGAAGUCUGCCGAUCCCGGCACCUCUGGCAUGCGAGCCCUCGGUUCUUGCAGCACUGGCAGAGACCGCUAACGAGGAGACGCUACAAACAGAUGCUGUGGAAGCCAUCACCGCCGCCGCGUGGCUCCAGAUGCGAGUGGAAACCGCGAUGGACAACUUUCUGAACUUCUUGGCUUUGGGAUGUUUGUGUCUGGUAACGUGGGCGUGUCGUACAGGAGACAUGGAUGCCCAGCCUGCGCUAUGGGUCCUGGCAAUGAUUCAGUUCAAGGAAGCUGUGGAGUUGCUCUCGCAGCUUGGUUUCUUUUGCUGGGGCUGGCUCUCCUCCAGCAGCACGAACGCUCAAAGCGAGCCGCCUGUGGAUCGCGUGAACGGGAAAGACAUGACGCUACUGGGUGAUGCAGAUAUCUCUUGGGUUCAUCCUGCUCCCAGCCCGGAAACUCUGGUUGACUUCUUCUUCGUGGUAGCCGGCUACUUCGCUAUCUAUCGCCAGAUGGAUCUCUGCAGCGAUGGCGAGUUAGAGCCCAUCUUCUUGCCAGCAUUUUGCUCGAUGUACUGGCUCCGGCUCAUGUACAGCCUCCGUGGGGAGCGGUGGCUGGGGCCCUACCUUCUACCGAUUCUCUCAGCCGUUCGAGACACCGGGGCGUUCUUCUUCGUCACCUCCCUCUGUGUCGGCAGUGCGACUCAUGCCUACGUGAUCAUGAACCCCCGAGGCGGGGACGAAUACCCCAUAUACUCUUCCUUCUUGCACACGGUUCGACUGGCCAUCUUCGGGGACUUUGACCUCUUUGAGUACCAGGGCCAAGACACUACCUUCCAGCAAGUGGAGGGCGAGUGGGCGCCGAAUGACCCCAGCCCGAAAGAUGUGGGAGAGGACCCGGACAGUCCCUACAGGCCUUACAUCUACCUACAGCUGUGCUUCUUUGGCACGGGGAUUGGCAUUACGGUGCUGCUGAUGAACCUGCUGAUUGCCAUUCUGAGCCAAAACUACGAGAUGCAACAAGACCGGGCACAAGGGCUCUUCGUGCAGGCCCGCGCGCGUAUGCUGCUGGAGGUACGGCGCAGGCCGUGGAUAAUGGUCUACAUGUGGCUCCGUCGCAAGCUCUUUGACCCCGGGGCCGACCAGCCUCCGGCCCCUUCUUGGCAUCUUCAGAUGCUGGCGAAGAUCGCCCUGAGCCCACUGAAAUUGAUCAUGCAGCCUUUCGUCCCGGGGGCGUACUACCAGGAGAACAUUUUCAAACAUUUCGAAAAAUUCAUCCAUCGUGCUCUCUGGGGCCCUGUGACGAAGCACAAAUUUUUGGCUCUUGGCAUCCCCGUAGUGUGCGUGGUGCUGCUGGUUGGAUCGCUGAUAAGCCUGCUGGUUUUUGCCUUCAUCGUCUUGGUGCUACCAGCAGUAGGUUUUCGACUCACAGGCAUUCGCUACACGCUCAACCACAGCUUGUUCGGCCUCUUUGGAGAUCGCUUUGCCGAGGAGUGUGAGAUUUUUGCGCUGGUCCGGGCGGAAACUGGUUUGGACGAUCUGCGAAGCAUGCGCAGCGACCUAAAGGACCUCAGGCAUGUCAUUGUCGUUUCGAAAACGUGGUGUGUUGUGGUUGCUGCUGCUUGA
Molecule: messenger RNA, 2916 nt
Organism: Symbiodinium sp. CCMP2592
Lineage: Eukaryota; Dinophyceae; Suessiales; Symbiodiniaceae
Source: the annotation of a GenBank genome assembly